This is a messenger RNA of Coregonus sp. 'balchen', 14503 nucleotides long. NCBI's taxonomy places the organism in Eukaryota, Metazoa, Chordata, Actinopteri, Salmoniformes, Salmonidae. The record is from the annotation of a GenBank genome assembly.
AUGGGAGUCAUUUAGAGAAGUGACUAGACUCAGUAACAUGGGAGUCAUUUAGAGAAGUGACUAGACUCAGUAACAUGGGAGUCAUUUAGAGAAGUGACUAGACUCAGUAACAUGGGAGUCAUUUAGAGAAGUGACUAGACUCAGUAACAUGGGAGUCAUUUAAAGAAGUGACUAGACUCAGUAACAUGGGAGUCAUUUAAAGAAGUGACUAGACUCAGUAACAUGGGAGUCAUUUAAAGAAGUGACUAGACUAGACUCAGUAACAUGGGAGUCAUUUAAAGAAGUGACUAGACUAGACUCAGUAACAUGGGAGUCAUUUAAAGAAGUGACUAGACUCAGUAACAUGGGAGUCAUUUAGAGAAGUGACUAGACUCAGUAACAUGGGAGUCAUUUAAAGAAGUGACUAGACUCAGUAACAUGGGAGUCAUUUAGAGAAGUGACUAGACUCAGUAACAUGGGAGUCAUUUAGAGAAGUGACUAGACUCAGUAACAUGUGAGUCAUUUAAAGAAGUGACUAGACUCAGUAACAUGGGAGUCAUUUAGAGAAGUGACUAGACUCAGUAACAUGGGAGUCAUUUAAAGAAGUGACUAGACUAGACUCAGUAACAUGGGAGUCAUUUAAAGAAGUGACUAGACUCAGUAACAUGGGAGUCAUUUAGAGAAGUGACUAGACUCAGUAACAUGGGAGUCAUUUAAAGAAGUGACUAGACUCAGUAACAUGGGAGUCAUUUAGAGAAGUGACUAGACUCAGUAAACAUGGGAGUCAUUUAAAGAAGUGACUAGACUCAGUAACAUGGGAGUCAUUUAGAGAAGUGACUAGACUCAGUAACAUGGGAGUCAUUUAGAGAAGUGACUAGACUCAGUAACAUGGGAGUCAUUUAGAGAAGUGACUAGACUCAGUAACAUGGGAGUCAUUUAGAGAAGUGACUAGACUCAGUAACAUGUGAGUCAUUUAGAGAAGUGACUAGACUCAGUAACAUGGGAGUCAUUUAGAGAAGUGACUAGACUCAGUAACAUGGGAGUCAUUUAGAGAAGUGACUAGACUCAGUAACAUGGGAGUCAUUUAGAGAAGUGACUAGACUCAGUAACAUGGGAGUCAUUUAGAGAAGUGACUAGACUCAGUAACAUGGGAGUCAUUUAGAGAAGUGACUAGACUCAGUAACAUGGGAGUCAUUUAAAGAAGUGACUAGACUCAGUAACAUGGGAGUCAUUUAGAGAAGUGACUAGACUCAGUAACAUGGGAGUCAUUUAGAGAAGUGACUAGACUCAGUAACAUGGGAGUCAUUUAGAGAAGUGACUAGACUCAGUAACAUGGGAGUCAUUUAAAAAAGUGACUAGACUUUUUAAUGAUCAGUGAAUGUCUUAUUUUUCUCCCCUGAAUAUUCAGAUCUUCCACUAAGGCUUCUCUGAAUUAUUUGACAAACAAAUAAAUAUGGUAAUUCUUAUAACUGCAUCACUUCAAUGAUUCCUUUACUCUUGAGAUAUUGCACUGACUAUUGUAAUUUAAAAAUAAUCACAUUUUAGGUUGAGGUUUCCUCAAAAAUCUUCUCAAUCACACUGCUCUAACUUCCAAACACAUAAUUCCCCUGUUCAUCACAACACAUUACGCUACACUUCAGCUGUGUUGGCGUAGUUAACCCUUAACUGUUUUCAACUCUUAAUGAUCGGCUAUGAAAAGCCAACUGAGAGACCUGAGCCCUAGGACCAUACGUCGGGACUACCGGCCGUGGUGACUCCUUGCUGUCCCCAGUCCGCCUGGCCUUGCUGCUAUUCCAGUUUUAACUGUUCUGCCUGCGGUUAUGGAACCCCUACCUGUCCCAGACCUGCUGUUUUCAACUCUUAAUGAUCGGCUAUGAAAAGCCAACUGAGAUUUAUUCCUGAUUAUUAUUUGACCAUGCUUGUCACUUAUGAACAUUUUUGAAAAUCUUGGCAUGGUUCUGUUAUAAUCUCCACCCGGCACAGCCAGAAGAGGACUGGCCACCCCUCAUAGCCUGGUUCCUCUCUAGGUUUCUUCCUAGGUUUUGGCCUUUCUAGGGAGUUUUUCCUAGCCACCGUGCUUCUACACCUGCAUUACUAGCUGUUUGGGGUUUUAGGCUGGGUUUCUGUACAGCACUUCGAGAUAUUAGCUGAUGUACGAAGGGCUAUAUAAAAUAAAAUUGAUUGAUUGAUUGAACUGUCUGGCUGGUGUUCGGGUAGUUAACCCUUAACUGUCUGGCUGGUGUUCGGGUAGUCAACACUUAACUGUCUGGCUGGUGUUCGGGUAGUUAACCCUUAACCUUCUGGCUGGUGUUCGGGUAGUUAACCCUUAACUGUCUGGCUGGUGUUCGGGUAGUUAACCCUUAACUGUCUGGCUGGUGUUUCGGGGUAGUUAACCCUUAACUGUCUGGGCCGGUGUUCUGGGUAGUUCAACACUUAACUGUCUGGCUGGUGUUCGGGUAGUUAACCCUUAACUGUCUGCUGGUGUUCGGUAGUUAACCCUUAACUGUCUGGCUGGUGUUCGGGUAGUUAACCCUUAACUGUCUGGCUGGUGUUCGGGUAGUUAACCCUUAACUGUCUGGCUGGUGUUCGGGUAGUUAACCCUUAACUGUCUGGCUGGUGUUCGGGUAGUUAACCCUUAACUGUCUGGCUGGUGUUCGGGUAGUUUAACCCUUUAACCUGUCUGGCUGGUGUUCGGGUAGUUAACCUUAACUGUCUGGCUGGUGUUCGGGUAGUUAACCCUUAACUGGCUGGUGGUGUUCGGGUAGUUAACCCUUAACUGUCUGGCUGGUGUUGGCGUAGUUAACCCUUAACUGUCUGGCCGGUGUUCGGGUAGUUAACCCUUAACUGUCUGGCUCGGUGUUCGGGUAGUUAACCCUUAACUGUCUGGCUGGUGUUGGCGUAGUUAACCCUUAACUGUCUGGCCGGUGUUCGGGUAGUUAACCCUUAAACUGUCCGGGCUGGGGUUCGGGUUAGUUAACCCUUAACCGUCUGGCCCGUGUUCGGUGUAGUUAACCCUUAACUGUCUGGUGUUGUUCGGGUAGUUAACCCUUAACUGUCUGGCCGUGUUCGGGUAGUUAACCCUUAACUGUCUGGCCGGUGUUUCGGGUAGUUUAACCCUUAACUGUCUGGGCGGUGUUGGCGUAGGUUAACCCUUAACUGUCUGGCCGGUUGUUCGGCGUAGUUUAACCCUUAACUGGUCUGGCCGGUGUUUCGGGUUAAGUUUAACCCUUAACUGUUCGGGCCGGUGUUCGGGUAGUUAACCCUUAACUGUCCUGGCCGGUGUUCGGGGUAGUUAACCCCUAACUGUCUGGCCGGUGUUCGGGUAGUUAACCCCUUAACUGCUGGCCGGGUUUCGGUAACCCUGGCUGGCUGGGACUCUCUCUACACUUCAGCGGUGUGGUCCUCUGUAGCUCAGCUGGUAGAGCACGGCGCUUGUAACGCCAGGGUAGUGGGUUCGAUCCCGGGGACCACCCAUACGUAAAAGUGUAUGCACACAUGAAAAGCGUCUGCUAAAUGGUAUAUUUUUCUUUUUUUUUGUUCUUUUUUUUUGACGUACUUAACCCUUAACUCUCUGGCUAGUGUUGGCGUAGUUAACCCUUAACUGUCUGGCUAGUGUUGGCGUAGUUAACCCUUAACUGUCUGGCUGGCUGGGACUCUCUCCUUUCUCCUUUUGCAGUUAUUUUUAAAAAAAAUUUAUUGACAGGUAUUUUUAUUAUUUUUCUAUGGAUUAGAUUCAAUGUUUGUAUUUUAGCAUAUUGAUUGUUUUGUCAUAACAAAAAAUCACCUCAGUGGCCUUGUGGUUAGAGUGACCACCAUGAGAUUGGAAGGUUGGGAGUUCGAUCCCCGGCCGAGUCAUACCAAAGACUGUCAAAUGGGACCUGAUGCGUCUCUGCUUGGCAUUUAGCAUUAAAUACAUAGAUUGGCGGUAAGGCCCUGUGAUAGACUAGUGUCCUGUCCAGGGGGUGUCCUGGUACAUCAAGCUGCCUCACUACAGAAACAGGAGAUAGACUAGUGUCCUGUACAGGGGGUGUCCUGGUACAUCAAGCUGUCUCACUACAGAAACGGGAGAUAGACUAGUGUCCUGUCCAGGGGGUGUACUGUACAUCAAGCUGCCUCACUACAGAAACAAGAGAUAGACUAGUGUCCUGUCCAGGGGGUGUACUGUACAUCAAGCUGUCUCACUACAGAAACAGGAGAUAGACUAGUGUCCUGUCCAGGGGGUGUCCUGUACAUCAAGCUGCCUCACUACAGAAACAGGAGAUAGACUCCUGCUCCUAUGAGCCGUUCCGGCUCGCACAAGCCAAGGCUAUUUGUCGUUGAAGUCGGAAAUUUACGUACACCUUAGCCAAAUACAUUUAAACUCAGUUUUUCACAAUUCCUGACAUUUAAUCCUAGUAAAAAUUCCCUGUCUUAGGUCAGUUAGGAUCACCACUUUAUUUUAAGAAUGUGAAAUGUCAGAAUAAUAGUAGAGAGAAUGAUUUAUUUCAGCUUUUAUUUCUUUCAUCACAUUCCUAAUUAGUAUUUGGUAGCAUUGCCUUUAAAUUGUUUAACUUGGGUCAAACGUUUCAGGUAGCCUUCAACAAGCUUCCCACAAUAAGUUGGGUGAAUUUUGGCCCAUUCCUCCUGACAGAGCUGGUGUAACUGAGUCAGGUUUGUAGGCCUCCCUGCUCGCACAGGCUUUUUCAGUUCUGCCCACAAAUAUUCUAUAGGAUUGAGGUCAGGGCUUUGUGAUGGCCACUCCAAUACCUUGACUUUGUUGUCCUUAAGCCAUUUUGCCACAACUUUGGAAGUAUGCUUGGGGUCAUUGUCCAUUUGGAAGACCCAUUUGCGACCAAGCUUUAACUUCCUGACUGAUGUCUUGAGAUGUUGCUUCAAUAUAUCCACAUAAUUUUCCUUCCUCAUGAUGCCAUCUAUUUUGUGAAGUGCACCAGUCCCUCCUGCAGCAAAGCACCCCCACAGCAUGAUGCUGCCACCCCCGUGCUUCACGGUUGGCAUGGUGUUCUUCGGCUUGCAAGCCUUCCCCUUUUUCCUCCAAACAUAACGAUGGUCAUUAUGGCCAAACAGUUCUAUUUUUGUUUCAUCAGACCGGAGGACAUUUCUCCAAAAAGUACGAUCUUUGUCCCCAUGUGCAGUUGCAAACCGUAGUCUGGCUUUUUUAUGGCGGUUUUGGAGCAGUGGCUUCUUCCUUGCUGAGCGGCCUUUCAGGUUAUGUUGAUAUAGGACUCGUUUUACUGUGGAUAUAGAUACUUUUGUACCUGUUUCCUCCAGCAUCUUCACAAGGUCCUUUGCUGUUGUUCUGGGAUUGAUUUGCACUUUUCGCACCAAAGUACGUUAAUCUCUAAGAGACAAAACCCGUCUCCUUCCUGAGCGGUAUGACGGCUGCGGGGAUCCCAUGGUGUUUAUACUUUCAUACUAUUGUUUGUACAGAUAAACAUGGUACCUUCAGGCGUUUGGAAAUUGCUCCCAAGGAUGAACCAGACUUGUGGAGGUCUACAAUUAUUUUUCUGAGGUCUUGGCUGAUUUCUUUUGAUUUUCCCAUGAUGUCAAGCAAAGGGGCACUGAGUUUGAAGGUAGGCCUUGAAAUACAUCCACAGGUACACCUCCAAUUGACUCAAAUGAUGUCAAUUAGCCUAUCAGAAGCUUCUAAAGCCAUGUCUUCAUUUUCUGGAAUUUUCCAAGCUGUGUAAAGGCACAGGCAAUUUAGUGUAUGUAAACUUCUGACCCACUGGAAUUGUGAUACAGUGAAUUAUAAGUGAAAUAAUCUGUCUGUAAACAAUUGUUGGAAAAACUACUUGUGUCAUGCACAAAGUAGAUGUCCUAACCGACUUGCCAAAACUAUAGUUUGUUAACAAGACAUUUGUGGAGUGGUUGAAAAACGAGUUUUAAUGACUCCAACCUAAAUGUACGUAAACUUCCGACUUCAACUGUACUUACUGCACAACAGAUAUUACGUAUUAUAUUGCAAUGCACAUCAUAAUGCGUUAUACCUGCAAGCUUCAAGUAGAAAAGUAUACUUGCAAUAACUGAAAUGUGAUGGUUUGUCCUACUUAACGUUUUGAAUGCACUGAUUGCAAGUAGCUCUGGAUAAAAAUGUCAAAUUUAAAAGCUUACCAAAUUAUCUGACCUCCUCUCCUCUCCUCUCCUCUCCUCUCCUCUCCUCUCCUCUCCUCUCCUCUCCUCUCCUCUCCUCUCCUCUCCUCUCCUCGGGUUCCUCUCCUCCGUCCUCUCCUCUCCUCUCCCUCUCUCGACCUCUCCCUCCUCUCCUCUCCUCGCCUCUCCUCCUCCUCUCCGUCAGCACUCCCUCCUCUCCCUCCGGGCAGGGUCUCCUCCCAGCCGUUCUCCCCUCCUCUCCUCGUCUGCUUCUCUCUCGCUCCUCUCCGCUCGUCUUCUCAAGAUGCGCGUCUCCCUCCUCGUCCGCUCUCCGCUCCCUUCAGCCUCUCUCGUCCCUCCUCCGCCUCUCCUCUCCUCUCCUCACCUCUCUCCCUCCUCCGUCCCUCGCCUCGCACUUCCUCUCCUCUCCACCUCCUCGAGUCCUCCUCGCCUCUGCUCCUCUCAUCUCCUCUUCUCCUUCCUUCCCCUCCUCUCCUCUCCUCCUCCUCUCCGCCUCUUCCUCUCCCCUCUCCUCUCCCCCAGGUCCAUAACAGGAACCUCCUCUCCCUGGACUUUGACCGUAUCACACGGACAGAGAAGGUUUAUGACGACCACAGGAAGUUCACGUUAAGGAUCCACUACGACCACGCCGGACGCCCAACGCUCUGGGCCCCCAGCAGCCGCCUCAACGGGGUCAACGUCACAUACUCCCCGGGCGGACACGUGGCCGGCAUCCAGCGGGGCACCAUGUCCAUACGCAUGGAGUACGACCAGAAUGGACGAAUCACGUCGCAGAUCUUUGCCGAUGGGAAGUCAUGGACCUACACUUACCUGGAGAAGGUAAAAAAAACACCACUAGUGCCAUAUAUAUAUAUAUAUAUUUACUAAAUAUGGGGCCUUCAGAAAGUAUUCAUACCCCUUGAUUUAUUCCAUAUUUUGUUGUGUUACAGCCUGAAUUCAGAAUUGAUUCAAUAUAUUUAUUUCUCACCCAUCUACACACAAUAUCCCAUAAUGACAAAGUGAAAACAUGUUUUUAGAAAUGUUUUCAAAUUUAUUGAAAAUGAAAUACCUAAAUAUUAUAUUUACAUAAGUAUUCACGCCCCUGAGUCAAUACAUGUUAGAAUCACCUUUGGCAGCGAUUACAGCUGUGAGCUUUGCACACCUGGAUUGUACAAUAUUAGCAUUAUUCUUAAAAACAUUAUUCAAGCUCUGUCAAGUUGGUUGUUGAUCAUUGCUAGACAGCCAUUUUCAAGUCUUGCCAUAUAUUUUCAAGCCGAUUUAAGUCAAAACUGUAACUCUGCCACUCAGGAACAUUCAAGGUCAUCUUGGUAAGCAACUUCAGUGUAUAUUUGGCCUUGUGUUGUAGGUUAUUGUCCUGCUGAAAGGUGAAUGUGUCUCCCAGUGUCUGUUGGAAAGCAGACUGAACCAGGUUUUCCUCUAGCAUUCUGCCUGUGCUUAGAUCUAUUCCGUUUUAUUUUAUCCUAAAAAACGAAUUAGUCCUUGCCGAUGACAAGCAUACCCAUAACAUGAUGCAGCCACCACUAUGCUUGAAAAUAUGAAGAGUGGUACUCAGUGAUGUGUUGUGUUGGAUUUGCCCCAAACAUAACGCUUUGUAUUCAGGACAUAAAGUUAAUUUAUUUGCCACAUUUUUUGCAGUUUUACUUUAGUGCCUUGUUGCAAACAGGAUGCAUCUUUUGGAAUAUAUUUUUUCUGUACAGGCUUCCUUCUUUUCACUCUUGUCAUUUAGGUUAGUAUUGUGAAGUAACUAUAAUGUUGUUGAUCCAUCCUCAGUUUUCUCCUAUUCACAGCCAUUAAACUCUGUAACUGUUUUAAAGUCACCAUUGGCCUCAUGGUGAAAUCCCUGAGCGGUUUCCUUCCUCUCCGGCAACUGAGUUAGGAAGGACACCUGUAUCUUUGUAGUGACUGGGUGUAUUGAUACACCAUCCAUAGUGUAGUUAAUAACUUCACCAUGCUCAAAGGGAUAUUCAAUGUCUGCUUUUUUAUUUCUACCCAUCUACCAAUAGGUGCCCUUCUUGGAAAGCCUCCCUGGUCUUUGUGGUUGAAUCUGUGUCUGAAAUUCACUGCUCGACUGAGGGACAUUACAGAUAAUUGUAUAAUUGUACAGAGAUGAGGUAGUCAUUCAAAAAUCAUGUUAAACACUAUUAUUGCACACAGAGUGAGUCCAUGCAACUUAUGUGACUUGUUAAGCACAGUUUUACUCCUGAACUUAUUGCCAUAACAAAGGGGUUGAAUAUUUAUCGACUCAAGAUAUUUCAGCUUUUUAUUUUUAAUAAAUUGGUAAACAUUUUCUAAAAACAUAAUUCCACUUUCACAUUAUUGUGUGUAGGACAGUGACACAAAAUCUAAAUUUAAUCCAGUUUAAAUUCAGGCUUUAAAACAACAACAUAUGGAAAAAGUCAAGGGGUGUUAAUACUUUCUAAAGGCAUAGGGUGCCAUUUACAGAUGUAGGAUCUUCAUUUGAUCACCCUGUUGCAGGACAUGUAAAACUUGUUGUGCAUUUGAGGGUUAAAAAGGCUUCUGAAGUUUGAACGCAGAAAACAUUUCGAUACGUCUUUAAUAGGGAUAAUAGGAAGGGUUAUAUAUGAACUCUGAACUCUGAACUCUGAACUCUCCACAUAAAAUACAAUGAAACUCAUGAAAUAGACCUACACUACAUUCAAUGUAGACAUUCACAGUACACAGAGUACUGAGGAACUAAUGGAGAAAAGCCUGGUGGUCUAAGGCACUGCAUCGCAGUGCUAGCUGUGCCACUAGAGAUCCUGGUUCGAAUCCAAGGCUCUGUCGUAGCCGGCGCACAAUUGGCCCAGCGUCGUCCAGGGUAGGGGAGGGAAGGGCCGGCAGGGAUGUAGCUCAGUUGGUAGAGCAUGGCGUUUGCAACGUCAGGGUUGUGGGUUCGAUUCCCACGGGGGGGCCAGUAUGAUUUUUUUUUUUUUAUAAUGUAUGCACUCACUGGAUAAAUGUAAAUGUCAAAAUGUGUACUAAAGAUAAACUAUAGCCAAGACAUGGCUUGGGACAUGAUGUCAUAGAAAACGUGAUUGAUAUUUCAGUGCCCUUAAAAGCAGAUUUAAGAUUUCUAGUUCAAAGUUACCUUUCUAUUCUUAGCUUUAUCUAAUCUAUGUCUGUCUGAGACAUGUGUAGAGAGCUGUAAUAAAGGACUGUCUGAUUCUCUCUGUCUGUCUCUCUCUCUCUCUCUCUCUCUCUCUCUAACAAUGUAUACAUUGUUAGUGCAGACAGCUUGAUAGGGCCGUUGCCCCUAAAAUAGACUCUGAUGAGCAGAAAUGAAUGAAAUGUCACUUUCACAUUGUUAAUUAAAGUCAGGAUCUUUGGGGAUCUUCAGGUUUUACCAUUUAAUUUAACAAAAUGGCCGGCCCAUUAGUGGUCUGAAGUCAGUUUUACAGCUGAUUCAAAGCUGGAAUGAUAGCCUGCUGUGACAGCAGACUGCACAGUGAUUUAAAUAUAUGUAUUUGCCUGCCCAAUACUUUCUUACCCAAUUGAAGACAUAAAAAUUUUUUCUUGAAUCUCACAGCUUGGCUCCUGACUUAAAUACAUAACAGGCAUCUGUAUAGUCUGGGUGUUUCUGUUACGUUUGACAUUUGUAUGUCCUUUUGUAGCAGACUCUAGCAGCCUACAGUGAGGGGAAAAAAGUAUUUGAUCCCCUGCUGAUUUUGUACGUUUGCCCACUGACAAAGAAAUGAUCAGUCUAUAAUUUUAAUGGUAGGUUUAUUUGAACAGUGAGAGACAGAAUAACAACCAAAAAAAAUUAUAAAUUUGAUUUGCAUUUUAAUGAGGGAAAUAAGUAUUUUACCCCCUCUCAAUCAGAAAGAUUUCUGGCUCCCAGGUGUCUUUUAUACAGGUAACGAGCUGAGAUUAGGAGCACACUCUUAAAGGGAGUGCUCCUAAUCUCAGUUUGUUACCUGUAUAAAAGACACCUGUCCACAGAAGAAAUCAAUCAAUCAGAUUCCAAACUCUCCACCAUGGCCAAGACCAAAGAGCUCUCCAAGGAUGUCAGGGACAAGAUUGUAGACCUACACAAGGCUGGAAUGGGCAACAAGACCAUCGCCAAGCAGCUUGGUGAGAAGGUGACAACAGUUGGUGCGAUUAUUCGCAAAUGGAAGAAACACAAAAUAACUCUCAAUUUCCCUCGGCCUGGGGCUCCAUGCAAGAUCUCACCUUGUGGAGUUGCAAUGAUCAUGAGAACGGUGAGGAAUCAGCCCAGAACUACACGGGUGGAUGUUGUCAAUGAUCUCAAGACAGCUGGGACCAUAGUCACCAAGAAAACAAUUGGUAACACACUACGCCGUGAAGGACUGAAAUCCUGCAGUGUCCGCAAGGUCCCCCUGCUCCAGAAAGCACAUAUACAGGCCUGUCUGAGGUUUGCCAAUGAACAUCUGAAUGAUUCAGAGGAGAACUGGGUGAAAGUGUUGUGGUCAGAUGAGACCAAAAUCGAGCUCUUUGGCAUCAACUCAACUCGCUGUGUUUGGAGUAGGAUGAAUGAUGCCUAUGACCCCAAGAACACCAUCCCCACCGUCAAACAUGGAGGUGGAAACAUUAUGCUUUGGGGGUGUUUUUCUGCUAAGGGGACAGGACAACUUCACCGCAUCAAAGGGACGAUGGACGGGGCCAUGUACCGUCAAAUCUUGGGUGAGAACCUCCUUCCCUCAGCCAGGGCAUUGAAAAUGGGUCGUGGAUGGGUAUUCCAGCAUGACAAUGACCCAAAACACACGGCCAAGGCAACAAAGGAGUGGCUCAAGAAGAAGCACAUUAAGGUCCUGGAGUGGCCUAGCCAGUCUCCAGACCUUAAUCCCAUAGAAAAUCUGUGGAGGGAGCUGAAGGUUUGAGUUGCCAAACGUCAGCCUCGAAACCUUAAUGACUUGGAGAAGAUCUGCAAAGAGGAGUGGGACAACAUCCCUCCUGAGAUGUGUGCAAACCUGGUGGCCAACUACAAGAAAUGUCUGACCUCUGUGAUUGCCAACAAGUGUUUUGACACCAAGUACUAAGUCAUGUUUUGCAGAGGGGUCAAAUACUUAUUUCCCUCAUUAAAAUGCAGAUUAAUUUAUAACAUUUUUGACAUGCGUUUUCUGGAUUUUUUUGUUGUUAUUCUGUCUCUCACUGUUCAAAUAAACCUACCAUUAAAAUUAUAGACUGAUCAUGUCUUUGUCAGUGGGCAAACGUAAAAAAUCAGCAGGGGAUCAAAUACUUUUUUCCCUCACUGUAGGUAACACACACAACUUUAAUAAAAAUGACUGUCAAUUUACCUCUCAGCAUUCCUAAUAUCUAACAUGUUCUCUCUCAGGUCCUGUAGUGUGCCCUUUAAAGAGCACAAUCCCACGGGCCCUCUUCAAAAGUAGUGCACUAUAUAGGGAAAUAGGGUUGCCGUCGGUAACCCACUUUCCUCUCUCCUCCUCAGUCCAUGGUCCUUCUCCUGUACAGUCAGCGUCAGUACAUCUUCGAGUUCGACAAGAACGACUGCCUCUCCUCCGUGACCAUGCCCAACGUGGCCCGCACCACCCUGGAGACCACCCGCUCCAUCGGUUACUAUAGGAACACGUACCGCCCCUCCGAGGGGAACGCGUCGGUGCUGCAGGACUACAGCGAAGACGGCCAGCUGAUGCAGACCACCUACCUGGGCACGGGGCGCAGGGUGAUGUAUAAGUACGACAAGCUGGCCAAGCUAGUUGAGAUCCUGUACGACACGACGCGCGUCGCGUUCAGCUACGACGAGACAGCGGGGAUGCUGAAGGUGGUGAACCUGCAGACUGAAGGGACCACCUGUACCAUAAGGUGACUGCAACUUUGCCGUUGUGUUGUCGGAUGAUUGGCUUUAGGGUUAGGUUUGUUUUUGAACAUCUUGGUACAUGUGCAGAUGCAUACAUGAAAUGGGAUCUCAUACAAUGUAAAACGUAAAAUGAAAAUAUAUAUAAUCGGAAGAAUGGAGUUUGGCCCCGUCUGAUAUAGUUUGUUGAAUUUUACUCAAGUUAAAUAGGAUAAAUACAUUGUUGUUGACUAGCUGUCUAGCUCAACUAGUGCGUGUGUAAAACAUGGAAUGGGAUAUUGAGUGUAUCAGUCAGUAACAUAAUAAAAAAAAACAUGGACUGGACUAACAGUAAUGUUCACUACACCACAGGUACCGUCAGAUCGGCCCACUCAUCGACAGGCAGAUCUUUAGGUUCAGCGAGGAGGGGAUGGUCAACGCCCGCUUCGACUACGUCUACGACAACAGCUUCCGGGUCACCAGCAUGCAAGCGGUGAUCAAUGAGACGCCUCUCCCCAUCGACCUGUACCGCUAUGAUGACGUUUCGGGGAAGACGGAGCAGUUUGGGAAGUUCGGGGUCAUCUACUACGACAUCAACCAGAUAAUCACCACGGCUGUGAUGACGCACACCAAACACUUUGACGCCUACGGCCGCGUGAAGGAGGUCCAGUACGAGAUCUUCAGGUCGCUCAUGUACUGGAUGAUGGUGCAGUACGAUAACAUGGGACGCGUGGUCGCCAAGGAACUCAAGGUUGGUCUGGUUACCUCGUUCUUUCUUUGUUGUUUGUGUUUGUUUGUUAGGAUCUUCCAAGAGUCACACCCAGGAUAAAACAGACAAGUAGACAGUAGAAUUAGACACAUUUGAAAUAUAGAAAAGCACAUUUUCACAGUUCUAACAUUUGACAGUUUAGUCAUUUAGCAGGCGCUCUUAUCCAUAGCGAUUUACAGGAGCAAUUUGUAUUAAGUGCCUUGCUCAAAAGCACAGACAUAUUUUUUUUCCAACAAGUCGGCUCGGGAAACCAACCAGCAACCUUUUGGUUACUGGCUCAACGCUCUUAACCACUAGGCUACCUGACGCCCAAUGUGUUCCGUGUUCCGUGUUCCGUGUUCCGUGUUCCGUGUUCUGUGUUCUAAGGGUUCUAUGUGUUCAAAGUGUUCUAAGAUGGGUUCAUCUUACAAAAGUCCUUUCAAGAAAAACAUUGUUGUAUAUAGGAAUGAAUAAACCGGGUGGUUCGAGCCCUGAAUUCUGAUUGUCUGAAAGCCGUGGUAUAUCUGACCGUAUACCAUACUGGGUAUAUUACUGCUGUUAUUAUGUUGGUAACCAGUUUAUAAUAGCAAUAAGGCACCUCAUGGGUUUGUGGUGUAUAUACCACGGUAUACCUCGGCUAAGGGCUGUAUCCCAGAUACUCCACGUUGUGUCGUUCGUAAGAACAGCCCUUAGCCGUGGUAUAUUGGCCAUAUACCACACCCCCUCUGGCCUUAUUGCUUAAUUACAAUUACACGCCAACACCUACAGAUUGAUUGAUUGACUGAUUGAUUGACUGAUAGAUGAACGUUGUGUUUCUCUAAGGUGGGCCCGUACGCCAACACCACUCGGUAUACCUAUGAGUACGAUGCUGACAGUCAGCUCCAGGUCGUGUCCAUCAACGACAAGCCUCUGUGGCACUACAGCUACGACCUGAACGGUAACCUUCACCUGCUGAGCCCCGGGAACAGCGCCCGCCUCACGCCGCUACGCUACGACCUCCGAGACCGCAUCACCAGGCUGGGAGACGUCCAGUACCGCAUGGACGAGGACGGCUUUCUGAAGCAGAGAGGGAGUGAGUUCUUUGAGUACAGCUCGGCUGGACUCCUGGUUAAGGUAAGAUACGUACAACACUCCAACACAGUUGAUGCUUUAUAAAACGACACAUAGGACACACAUAACACAGCUGACACAUAGCUACAACCCUCCAACACAGCUGACACAUAGCUACAUCCCUCCAACACAGUUGACACAUAGCUACAACCCUCCAACACAGUUGACACGUAGCUACAACCCUCCAACACAGUUGACACAUAGCUACAACCCUCCAACACAGUUGACACAUAGCUACAACCCUCCAACACGGUUGACACAUAGCUACAACCCUCCAACACGGUUGAUUCUUUAUAAAACGACACAUAGGACACACAUAACACCGUUGACACUUUCAAAAACACCUCAAAACACAACUCUUUCAGCUAGCCGAUGCUCUAUUCUUGAAUAUGUUCCAGCCCCUCUCCUGUAUCCCUCUGUGAUCCGUUCUGUUCCCCGUGGUCUUUUGAUUCCCUUUUUAUUCGCACUUCGAUUUUAAUGUACUUUUCUCGUAAGGUGUCCUUGAGUGUCGUUAAAAAAAGGCGUUAAUCAAAUCAAAUAUACUAUUAUUUUUUUGAUUUAUUGAUUGAUUCAUAUUUUUCUUCUCAAGGUCUACAACCGCGUGAGCGGCUGGAGUAUCCGCUACAGUUACGAUGGUCUGGGCCGGAGGGUCUCAUCCAGGUGCAGUCCGGGUCACCACCUCCAGUUCUUCUAUGCUGACCUGUCCAGUCCCACCCGGGUCACUCACAUGUACAACCACACCAGCUCCGAGAUCUCUUCCCUCUACUACGACCUUCAGGGACACCUGUUCUCCAUGGAGCUGA